Molecule: messenger RNA, 1197 nt
Organism: Alternaria incomplexa
Lineage: Eukaryota; Fungi; Ascomycota; Dothideomycetes; Pleosporales; Pleosporaceae
Exons: 2
Coding region: 1-1197 (398 amino acids)
Biological process (GO): heme biosynthetic process
Cellular component (GO): cytoplasm
Molecular function (GO): hydroxymethylbilane synthase activity
Source: RefSeq, a predicted model, not a curated record
AUGGCCUCCGCAACAGCAGCCGACAUCCAGGGUCCAUCUCACCCAAACCCGCAAGGCCUCAACACAUCGGCAAGCACACAAUUCCCGGCUGUGAACAUCGGCACGCGCAACUCGGUACUCGCCCAGAUUCAGGCCCGCGCAGUCGAGCGAAGCUUGAAGGAUGCGUACCCGGACCGAACCUUCAACAUCUGUCCUGUCGUGGUACAGGGGGACAGGGACAAGAUUACACCCUUGCAGCAACUGAGUCAAGGCGAGAAUGCGAAGAGUCUUUGGACGGGCGAAUUGGAGAGCAUGCUGGAGUCUGGCGAUCUGGAUAUCAUCGUUCACUGCUUGAAGGAUAUGCCCACACAGCUGCCAGACCACCUCGAGAUUGGUGCCAUACUCCAGCGUGAAGAUCCCCGCGAUGCCCUCUUGAUCUCCCCACGCCUGCCCAAGGAGACGACGUUAGCUACCCUUCCGCAAGGUGCCACCAUCGGUACGUCAUCGGUACGACGAGCUGCCACACUGAGGAAGCUAUACCCACACUUGAAGUUCGCCGACCUCAGAGGCAACGUCGGCACGAGACUAGCGAAGCUCGAUGCCGAAGACUCCCCGUACUCAGCUAUCAUCUUAGCGGCUGCUGGUUUGAAGCGAAUGGGUCUCGACAACAGGAUCACGCAGUAUCUGAGCAGUACGAGCGGAGGUAUGCUUCAUGCGGUCGGUCAGGGUGCCCUAGGAAUCGAGAUCAGGAAGAAGGACGCAGCGAUGAAAGACAUUCUGAGCAGUGUUCGAUGCGAGCGGACGACAAGAGCAUGCUCGGCUGAGCGAGCACUGCUACGCACUCUGGAAGGUGGCUGCAGCGUGCCUAUCGGCGUUGAGACAUCAUGGAGAGGUGGCAAGGGCCUCACUAUCGGUGCACAACCAGCAAAGGACUACGACAAGCACGGAAAUGCGGUCGAGGAGGAAGAGCCAGAUGUUGACGAUCAAGAACUGGUGUUGAGAGCCAUGGUGGUGAGCGUAGAUGGCACGGAGUCUGUUGAGUACGAGGCAGCCCGCAAAGUUCGAAGCUCAGAGGAGGCAGAAGAGAUGGGACAAGAGGUUGCCAAGGUCUUGAUCGAGAAGGGCGCCGACAAGAUCUUGAAAAAGAUCAACGUAGAGAAGCAGUGGGCGGCCAAGAAGCAACUCGAGGAGCUACAAGCCAAGGCGGCCAGCUCAUAG